UGUAGCGCGAGCUAUGGCCACCGAUGGAGACAGUGAGCAAGUGAGGCGCGUCCGGUCGCCUUCUCACCGUGGAAUAAUGGCGCAGCCGGCGCCGCUAGCAUUACUAGUGCUGCUGCUGCUGCUCGCCGGCGGCAGCGAGUUCUUGGCGGCGGCCGCGUCGACCGACACCAUUGUGCCGGGCAAGGGCAUGCCCGGGAACCAGACGCUCGUCUCCAAGAACGGGGAGUUCGAGCUGGGGUUCUUCACCCCGGGCUCCGGCAUCCACUACUUCCUCGGCGUCCGGCUUAGGAACAUGGGGGAGUACAGCCCCACGUUCUGGAUCGGGGAUAGGGUCGGCGUCAUCAACCUCCCCGGCGUGGCGCUGGAGAUCUUCGGCGACAAGCUGUACAUCAAGGAGGACGGUGUCAGCCUCUGGUGGUCGAGCGUCGCCGGGAACGGCUCCUCCUCCUCGGGCGCCGCCGCCGCCGCCGCCGUUCUUCUCGACAACGGCGACCUGGUGGUGAGGGACCAGGGGAACCCCUCCCGUGUCCUGUGGCGGAGCUUCGACAGCCCCGGCGACUCGCUGCUCCCCGGCGGGAGGCUCGGGCUCGACGCGGCCACCGGGGCGAACGUCUCGCUCACAUUCCAAGCCUACUCCCACAACGGCAGCCUCCGGGUCGACGCGAGCCGGAGGAACGGCUUCGUGUCUCUCCCCCUGAGCUGCGAGGCCAACGGUCAGACCGAGCACGACGACUCCUUCGCCAUUCUCGACAAGCUGCAAGGGCUCCCUUACAGUCCUCAGGAUGAGGCAGUGACCACUGACGAAGAUUGCAGAGCUGCUUGCCUGAACAAAUGCUACUGCAUAGCAUACUCAACUGAAUCUGGAUGCAAGCUAUGGUAUCACAACCUGUACAAUCUGAGCUCAGCUGACAAACCUCCAUACAGCAAGAUCUAUGUCCGUUUGGGUUCCAAGCUCAGGAGCAGCAGGGGAUUGACCACAAGAUGGAUUGUGCUCUUGGUGGUUGGAUCAUUAGCUGUAGCCUCUGCAAUGUUGGCAUUGGUGCUUCUGUGCAGAUACAGGAGAGAAUUGUGUGUUUCCAGUAAGUUUGAAGUGGAAGGUUCUCUCAUUGUCUACUCUUAUGCACAGAUCAGGAAGGCUACGGGGAAUUUCUCCGACAAACUCGGCGAGGGAGGUUUCGGAAGCGUUUUCAGGGGGACAUUGCCUGGAUCAGCCACUGCUGUUGCUGUGAAGAAUCUGAAAGCCGUUGGGCAAGCAGAGAAGCAGUUCAGAACAGAAGUACAAACGGUUGGAAUGAUCCGACACACUAAUCUCGUCCGCCUGUUGGGAUUUUGUGUCAACAGGAACAGGAUGUUGCUGGUCUAUGAGUAUAUGUCAAAUGGAUCUUUGGAUGCUCAUAUUUUUUCAGAAAAAUCUAGCCUGUUGAGUUGGCCAGUUCGAUACCAAAUUGCGAUUGGUAUCGCAAGGGGUCUAGCCUAUCUACAUGAAGAAUGUGAGGACUGCAUCAUACAUUGUGACAUUAAACCUGAAAACAUACUACUUGAUGGGGAGUUCUGCCCCAAAAUUGCAGAUUUUGGUAUGGCAAAGCUUCUUGGACGAGAAUUUAACUCUGCAUUAACCACCGUGCGAGGGACGAUGGGUUAUCUUGCACCAGAAUGGAUAUAUGGGCAGCCCAUUACCAAAAAGGCAGAUGUUUAUAGCUUUGGCAUUGUGCUCUUUGAAAUAAUCUCAGGGAGAAGAAGUACUGAGAGAAUGAAAUUCGGGAGCCAUCGUUAUUUUCCUACUUAUGCAGCAGUACAAGUGAAUGAAGGCGAUGUUUUGUGCUUGCUGGAUAGCAGGCUUGAAGGAAAUGCUGAUGUGAAGGAGCUUGACAUUACCUGUAGAGUCGCCUGUUGGUGCAUCCAGGAUGAAGAGAAUGACAGGCCGUCGAUGGGGCAAGUCGUUCGCAUGUUGGAAGGCGUUGUCGACAUGGAGAUGCCUCCAAUUCCAGCUUCAUUUCAGAACCUUGUAGAGGGUGAGGACAGUGGUCUAUACUCUGAAGAAAGCUGGCAUUUGAGGACCCAAGAUUAGUGCUAGUUUGCCCUCCCAGUUUUCAAACAGGAAAUCUUUGGUCUCUUUCUUGACCUACUUGAUGUGAGCAGAUUAAUCUGUAGAAAUUAGGGCAACAUAAACUAGUAAGUAGUAUGUCAGCAGAGAGUUUAGGCAUGUAUAAACUAAUAUGUCAGUGGGUUAAUCCGCACUAGAACUUAGGCAUGCACAAAUAAACUUUUACUAUGUUGCAAUGAAAAUGUUGAAAAUUUGACAUUAUCUAUAACUGCAGAUUUACAUGUAAAAACCAUACGAUGAGAGCAUCAACUGAUUAUAAUAGAGCAAUUAUACCCUGUGCUGUAUGUUUCACAUCAUGGACACCUAUUCGGAACAAUGGAAACCAGAACA
This is a messenger RNA of Oryza brachyantha (malo sina), 2434 nucleotides long. Its product is annotated as G-type lectin S-receptor-like serine/threonine-protein kinase At2g19130. The transcript has 2 exons. Bases 14 to 2068 code for a protein of 684 amino acids. Lineage: Eukaryota; Viridiplantae; Streptophyta; Magnoliopsida; Poales; Poaceae. The record is from RefSeq and is a predicted model, not a curated record. Gene Ontology annotation, molecular function: protein kinase activity; ATP binding. Gene Ontology annotation, biological process: protein phosphorylation.